AUGCAGCUGACUUUGAGUCUUCCAGGCUCCGCAGGAAUGCAACUGUUGCUUCUGGUGUCAAACCUGUUCCUUUUGGAGAAUGUGGCCUCUAAACCAACUGUCUCUGUGUCCAUUGAAGACCUCUAUCACCGGUUGGUUGAACAGACUCAUAAUACAUUUAUCCUGGCAGCAGAUGUAUACCGUGAAUUUGAUUUGAACUUUGCCAAGAGAAGCUGGAUAAAAGACAGGAUACCUCCCCUUUGUCAUACUGCUUCCAUCCAUACUCCAGAGAAUCGAGAGGAAGUCCACGAAAUUAAAACUGAAGACCUUCUGAAAGUAAUGAUCAAUGUUUCGACUUCCUGGAAAGAUCCUCUGAAACACCUGGUGUCUGCAGUGACUACUCUUCCAGGAGCUUCUGUUAAUAUGGGAAAAAAUGCUGUUGAUCUGAAGGACAAAAAUCUUCUAAUUCUGGAGGGACUUCAGACAAUAUACAACAGGACUCAGGUUAAAGUUGAAGAAAAUGAAAUUUUUGACUACCCUGCCUGGACUGGACUUGAAGACUUGAAAUCAUCUGAUGAAGACACUCAUCUUUUUGCCAUGUAUAACCUGCUUCGCUGUAUUAAAAGGGACAUCCAUAGGAUUGACAGUUAUCUCAAAGUCUUGAGGUGCCGAGUCGUCUUUAAGAAUGAGUGCUGA
Molecule: messenger RNA, 675 nt
Organism: Apodemus sylvaticus (European woodmouse)
Lineage: Eukaryota; Metazoa; Chordata; Mammalia; Rodentia; Muridae
Product: prolactin-3D4-like
Exons: 5
Coding region: 1-675 (224 amino acids)
Biological process (GO): response to nutrient levels; positive regulation of lactation; mammary gland development
Cellular component (GO): extracellular region
Molecular function (GO): prolactin receptor binding; hormone activity
Source: RefSeq, a predicted model, not a curated record